Messenger RNA from Chiloscyllium plagiosum (whitespotted bambooshark), 4001 nucleotides. The record is from RefSeq and is a predicted model, not a curated record. Lineage: Eukaryota; Metazoa; Chordata; Chondrichthyes; Orectolobiformes; Hemiscylliidae.
CUGGCACAAUGCUGAUUGCUAUGAUCUGGUUUCCAGGCUGAGGAUGGAAUCUGAACCCUCUCAGAAUAAACCGUUGGCCAAUCUGUCGAUGGACUGGCGGAAACGAGUCAAGUCUGAAUACAUGCGCCUGCGACAACUCAAACGCUUCCGGAGGGCAGAUGAAGUGAAGGAAAUGUUUGUCUGUAACCGCAACAAGAUCAGGAGCCGAACUGAAAUUCUCAAUGAAGACUGGAAGAAGCUGAGGAUUCAGCCAAUAGCUGUCAGCACCAUGCAAACUACGAGCUGUGGCAAAUGGAAGUGUACAGUCGAGAGUUUAUUCCUAAACUUCAAGAGUCAGGUGGUCAUGCAGAAGAUGCUGAGUCCGGUGGCCAUGAGUCCAGUGAUGUAUUCCUGGUCUCCUCUCCAGCAGAAUUUCAUGGUAGAGGAUGAGACUGUCUUGCACAAUAUCCCAUAUAUGGGAGAUGAGGUCCUUGAGCAGGAUGGCGUUUUUAUUGAGGAACUGAUCAAUAAUUACGAUGGGAAGGUGCAUGGAGACAGAGCUCUAUGUUUUGCAGAGUGUGAUUUUAUCAGUGAUGAGAUCUUUACUGCACUUGUUCGUGGUCUCAUUCGGGAGUCAGAUGAUGAAGUUAAGCCAACAACUCCCUCUCGCACUAACAGCCGACAGAAUAUGAAACGAGGACAGGAUGAGUUGCAGUGCAGCGAUCAAAAUGCUGAGGAUGGGACUGAGGAGAGAUCUAACAGAAGGCUUCCACCAGACAAGAUCUUCAAAGCCAUCGCCAUGAUGUUUCCAGAUCGGGGCUCAUCGAAGGAGCUAAGAGAGAAGUACUGGGAGCUGACGAAACUCUGUGAUCCCUCAGCAGUCCCUCCAGAGUGCACUCCAAACAUUGAUGGACCUAAUGCUAAAUCAGUGCAGCGUAAUCAGUCCCUGCAUUCCUUCCACACCCUUUUCUGCAGACGCUGCUUCAAGUAUGACUGCUUCCUGCACCCUUUUCAUGCGACACCAAAUAUGUACAAAAGGAAAAAUAAAGAGAUAAGGGUGGAAACAACACCGUGUGGGAAGGACUGCUUCAUGUUUCUGGAUGGAGCCAAGGAGUUUUCUGCAUCUCUCUCCACUGUUCAAAAUAAAACACGGACAAAACGGAGCACGGGGCGGCGCAGAAAGCAUCACCAUGGUAACUGGAACCAGCCCAAUGUACCCCCAAUUGCAAUCAGUGAGCUGAAAGAUGGCGACAGUGACCGGGAAUGCAGUGGUGAAAACUGCCAGAGCUUCUCAGAUUUAUCAGAAGGAAGCUCCCGGAGUCAAACACCAGUCAAACUGAAACCAAUGCCUGGACCAGAUGAUGCCUCUGAGACCCCUAGUCCGAGCAAGACCCCCAGGAUAACUGAGAUCCCUGGGCCAAUUGAGACCCUCAGGACGAGCGAGAUCUCUGGGAUGAGUGAGAUUCCCGGGAUGAGCGAGAUUCCUGAGAGGAGUGAAACCCUCAGGGUGAAUGAGAUUCCCGGGAUGAGCGAGAGCCCUGAGAUGAGCGAGACUCCCAGGACAAGUGAGAUUCUGGGGAUGAGUGAGAGCCCUGAAUUGGAUGUACACAGUGCAAUACCACAAGCUGUGGCUUGGGACAGUGCUGAGGAAUCGUUGUUCCGUGUGUUACAUGGAACCUAUUUCAACAAUUUCUGUGCAAUUGCCAGACUGAUAAAAACCAAGACCUGCACUCAGGUGUAUGAGUUCGCAGUGAAGGAAUCUUCCAUCAUUCACAAGCUGCCCACGGACCAUCAUAUUCUAUCCCCACCGAAGAAAAAAAGAAAGCACAGAUUGUGGGCAGCACAUUGCAGGAGGAUGCAGCUGAAGAAAGACAAUUCAUCCAAUCAGGUUUACAAUUAUCAGCCAUGUGACCACCCUGAGCGGCCCUGUGAUGUCACAUGUCCUUGUGUCACGGCCCAGAACUUCUGUGAGAAAUUCUGUCAGUGCAACCCUGAGUGUCAGAAUCGUUUUCCUGGCUGUCGCUGUAAGACCCAAUGUAACACCAAGCAGUGCCCAUGUUACCUGGCAGUGCGUGAGUGUGACCCUGAUCUGUGCCAGACAUGUGGGGCAGCUGAAUACUGGGGCAGCAAAAACGUCUCAUGCAAGAACUGCAGCAUCCAGCGCGGCCUCAAGAAGCACCUACUCAUUGCUCCAUCAGACGUUGCAGGAUGGGGAACCUUCAUUAAGGAAUCCGUCCAGAAGAAUGAGUUCAUCUCAGAAUAUUGUGGAGAGAUAAUUUCUCAGGAUGAAGCAGAUCGUCGUGGGAAAGUCUACGAUAAAUACAUGUCCAGUUUUCUCUUCAAUCUAAACAAUGAUUUUGUUGUUGAUGCAACUCGCAAAGGAAACAAAAUCCGUUUUGCAAAUCACUCCGUCAAUCCCAACUGCUAUGCGAAAGUUGUCAUGGUGAAUGGCGAUCACCGAAUUGGAAUAUUUGCAAAAAGAAUGAUCCACACUGGCGAGGAAUUAUUCUUCGAUUACAGAUACAGUCAGGCUGAUGCACUGAAAUACGUGGGAAUUGAACGGAAGAUGGAAAUGCUGUGAUCCCAUUGUUACUUCAUGUUAAGUUUUUGUUUGAUUGUCAGUUAGACUGUGCAGCAAAUCCACGGCCUUCUUUCCUGAACACCUGAUGUGAAUUUGACCAACGUGACUUUGUCAGACAUAGGAAAAAGCGUAUUUCGCAUUGCUGUGUGUUGUCAGCUGUGCUUUUGCUGCAGAUAACCACACUUACCCCUCCUCCAGCUUCACCUGCUGGACCCCCUUCCCGUUACUGAGAAUUUACUCCAUAGUUCAGCUUGAUCAGGGGUCAGAAUUUAAUAGCUGUGAAAGGCAACUCCAUUGAAGAUACAGAAUCUGAUCUUGUGGGACCUCCCCAGGGAUGCAAUCCAAAGUUGACAGACAACGGAGAAUCAGGCAUUUGUCACAGCUUCUUAUUCUGGACACAUUGAGUUGGGUUCCUAAUGUCAGGAAGUGUCUAGAAAUUAGUUGGAACAGUGAGCUGUAUAUUGAAUUCAGACUGUGGAAAUCAUGAUUGCUGUGUUAAAUGUUUCUGCCACUGAAACCAACAGCCAAAUAAUGUUGGGACAGAAAGAGAGAGAAAGUUAAAGUUUAGAAAAACAAAGAAUGAUUUGUCUUACGCUGAAUGUACUUGCUGCAGCAGAAGCCACAUUAUAAGCUACAUUAUAAGCUUAGCUUGUGAAAGAUCCCACUGCCUUGGGUUUGCAAACCCUGUUUAGUUCUCAUCUAUGAUAUCUGCAUCCACUGUUACCAAGGGACACUCUUAGAUCAGCAAUUAGUUAGUUGUCCUAAUGUAACAGAGCUUCUCUGAAGCAGUCUGUUCUCUGCUGGAGCGAUGGCUUUGACAAGGGUGGAAGAUUGAUUUGAUUUCAGGCAAACUGACUUUGCAGUUUCUGAUUUUCUGGCAACAGUUGGGUCCUUGAAGUGAAAUCUGAAGCAGAAUCCUUUAAAUAACACUUGAAAUAAAAAUGACAAAAUUAUUCUCUUUCUUGUGUAUUUAACUCUCACAACUGUUUAGUACAAGCCACAUAUAUUCAAAACAGUUUCAUUAUUUUGGGCUUGUGUUGUAGCAAACUUUGUUUUAACUGGCACCUUAUGAACCAGCACUUUUGAUAAUCUGGCAAAAAUUAUAUACCUGAAAUACCACAAGUUUACUGUGUUAUCACAAACUUUGUGAUAUCCAAGUGGUCAGUUGAGGGUGUGAGUGAGAAGGCUCUCUGCAGGUAAGUUGUAUUUCAGGCAUUUUUAUUGAAAUGAUUUAUGCUGAAAAUAAAGUAUAACAGUCAUGUGUAUAACCUUCUGCAUUACGUUUCUGUUACUUGGUGUGUGUUUUUGUGAUUGUGUGAACCUCUUGAUCAACCGGAAUAUUUGAUCAAACAGCAUGCUCCUGGUCCCAUGGGGGCCAGUUAAUAAAACAUUCGCUGUACAAAUUAAAUUUUGGAGUGAAACUCAUGUCUGUGUGCAAUAC